UUCUGGUGCGUCUCAUAAAUAUCAGCUGACUGGCCGACAAGCGGCGGCUUUAAGGAGGCUCCAGGAGACGAUGGGCGCAUAACGACAGAGAGAGAAGCUGUUUCUGUGUUUUUAUCUGUUUUUAUCAGGAUGAGCGUCAACAGCAGUGAGCGGCCUGACGUUUACUCCAAAGUCUCAGAAAGCGGCUCAGCUGUCAGCGACAGGACUCCGCUGUUAGGAAAUGGAUCGGUGCAGACCAGAGCUACUGGAGCCUCCUUCGCCUCCUCUGUGUUCAACCUGAUGAAUGCAGUCAUGGGCAGUGGAAUACUGGGUCUGGCUUAUGCCAUGGCCAGCACAGGGAUAGUUGGAUUUUGCAUCCUGUUAGUACUGGUGUCCAGCCUUGCAGCGUACUCCAUCCAUCUGCUUCUGAAGCUUUGUGACCAAACAGGUAUCAACUCCUAUGAAGAACUUGGAGAAAAAGCCUUAAAAAAACCAGGAAAAGUUUUAGUUGGAUUGGUUAUUCUCAUCCAAAAUAUCGGCGCCAUGUCUUCCUACUUGUUCAUCCUGAAGUCGGAGCUUCCUGCAGCCAUCAGCAGCUUCCUGAACACAGAAUACGCAGGAAAUGCCUGGUAUGAAGAUGGCAGGUUACUUCUCAUCAUCAUCACAGUUUGUGUAGUUGUGCCUCUAGCAAUGUUGCCCAAAAUUGGAUUCCUGGGUUACACCAGCAGCCUCGCCUUUAUCUUUAUGCUGUAUUUUACAGUUGUGGUUGUGGUGAAGAAGUGGUCCAUCCCUUGCCCCCUUCCUCACAAUGUCACAAUGCUUUCAGACUUCAAGAAGAUAUCAAAUGUGUCUGACUCAGAAUGUACGCCCAAACUCUUCAUCCUUACCGUUAAGAGUGCCUACGCCAUCCCCACCCUGGCCUUCUCCUUUCUGUGCCACACAGCCAUCCUGCCAAUCUACAGCGAACUGGAGCGACCAACCAAAGCCAGGAUGCAGAAGGUUGCAAACAUCAGCAUUGGUCUCAGCUUCCUGCUUUACUUUACUUCUGCACUGUUCGGGUACCUCACCUUCUAUGGUCAUGUAGCGUCCGAGCUGCUGCUUGGCUACGGAAGGUACCUGCCGCGGGACAUCAUGGUGAUGACGGUUCGGCUGGCCAUCCUCGUCUCUGUGGUGCUCACGGUGCCACUCAUACACUUCCCUGCCCGUAAGGCUGUGAUGAUCCUGCUGUAUGGAGGACGCCACUUCUCCUGGCUGACCCACAUCGUUUCAGCGCUGAUCAUCCUGAGCGUGGUGCUGAUGCUGGCCAUCUUUGUGCCUGAUAUCAGGAAUGUGUUUGGAGUUGUUGGAUCAACGAUGUCCAGCUGCCUACUGUUUGUUUUUCCAGGCAUAUUCUACCUUAAAAUCAGCAGCCAGCCGCUGAAAUCCGCCGACUCCAUCGGGGCUAUGUUUCUGGUGGUUUUUGGGUUGAUAAUGGGUGUUACCAGUCUCUCUGUUAUCAUUCUCUCAUGGGUGUUCAGCUCCUGAACCCGCUCCGACCAAAACCGAGACCAAAGCAGAAAAGAAAGGGAAAUGUGGACCAAAGAAACUGAAUUGUAAAAGGGAUCAGCAUCACCUCAGGGACUUUUAAUGAUGAACACUAAUCUUUUUGCAUUGUUUUUAACCUACAACAAACUUUUUCUAUAUGUUGACUUUUAAAACAGACAUAAUUUAGAACAAAUUUGUUAUUUUUUCUGGUUUUAAAGUUGAUUUUACUGUUCCAAAGCUGUGAUUGUGAUUAUGCACUUUAUUUAAAUGACAAUAAUGAUCUCCUUUUUUUUUAUUUCUCAAACUUUCUCUUAAAUAAUCCCAUUUUUCUCCUGAAAUCAUUUGAAUCUUUAUUCUUGUCUUUACUUGAUGGAUUUCUGCUCUUCUUCUGUCUGCAGACACAACAAAGAGAUUCAUUAUUUUUCAGCGGUGAGCAUUAAAUGAAAGGGAAGUUGCUUACAUAAAGAAACACGGGUUUGCUUGUUUAACCACUGAAAUGUCUUCAUCAGAACUCAUCUGUGUAAACAUGUGUUUUAUUGGCAGCAGCGGUUAUGAUGCUGAGAGCCACUCUUGUUCUUUGCUGCGUCCUGGCUUGCAGCUAAUGAAAGCCACACGCUCUGCAUGUUUCCAAUCACAAUGAUGUUUAGUUCGUCUUUAAGCUGCCUCUCAAAAGCUCAGUCAGACGUCAGUCUCCUGCUUUUAGUCUCAGAAAUUAGGCGACGCUGCAGAAAGCUGCAGCUGUUUGAGGAGGAAUGUUUACAUCCAUCUCCUUGUGGGACAGACUCACAGGGAAAGAUCAUCAGCUGCUUUCCAUGCUGGAUGUGUUCAAUACCAUCCUUGAUGUGGACCUGAAACUCUCCUACAUGUAUUUAUUUAAAACUGGAAUGAAUAAAGAAAUGUGUGAAAUUAUUAAAACUAAAUGAAACCACAAUAAAUUGCUUUUUCCACCUCU
Girardinichthys multiradiatus is the source of this 2455-nucleotide messenger RNA. RefSeq names its product solute carrier family 38 member 6 (gene slc38a6). Gene Ontology annotation, molecular function: L-glutamine transmembrane transporter activity. The record is from RefSeq and is a predicted model, not a curated record. The transcript is spliced from 16 exons. Bases 130 to 1503 code for a protein of 457 amino acids. Gene Ontology annotation, biological process: L-glutamine transport; amino acid transmembrane transport. NCBI's taxonomy places the organism in Eukaryota, Metazoa, Chordata, Actinopteri, Cyprinodontiformes, Goodeidae.